UGUGUCUAUUUUACAGCAUUUAGAAUACAGAUAGCAUUUACAAUAUUGUUGACACCAUUUCCAACGUCGUUGCCAGACGCAUAUUGUUCACAAGGUCAAUAUGGAAGUCAUGAAUCAUUCCGGACUCGCGCAAAACAGAGCCGCGUGUUUCACAAUAAAGAAAGAAAAUUCGGAUAAAUUACGUGUAACGGAACGAUCACGAACUGACAAUGAAGUUACGGCAAGAGUUCUUCCUUAUCAAACAACAGCUUUUGACUGGCUAAGUCAACGCCAGGACGUUAUCACAUGUUAUAGUGAUGGUACUUCUGAUUACGAUUCGAUGAGUUCUGCUACGUCUCCCUCUCCUCCACCAAGAGUAUAUAAACCAUGCAUGGUGUGUUCUGAUAGAUCAUCUGGUUAUCAUUAUGGAGUGUCGUCUUGCGAGGGAUGCAAGGGAUUCUUUCGUCGAACGGUACAAAAGAAUGUAGAAUACACUUGUCAUCGCAGUAAGUCGUGUGUCAUCAACAAACAAACAAGAAGUAGAUGUCAGUAUUGCAGAUUUCAAAAAUGCAUCAAAUCUGGAAUGCUGAGAGAAUCCGUCCGCAACGAUCGCAGAAAGAAGCGAGGCAAAGAAAAGUCGUGCAUUCCUCUUCGACCCUCCGGCGACCUGACAAGCAGCAGCAUGACGCAAAUUCGUGAAUUGAUAGACAAGAUAACGAGAGCACACGUCGAGACAUUUGUCAACAUUAGAGACGUGGACAAAUUUUGUUCUACAACUACGCCCGCUCCUAGCGAAGGUGCUUCGGUAGACUUGAAUCUAUGGGAUGAGUUCUGUGAUAGAUCAGCAAAAUGUAUCGUCAAUAUCGUCCAAUUCGCAAAAAGAGUUCCAGGAUUUGAUGAAUGUUCAACACCAGAUCAAGUCAUCAUGCUCAAAGCAGCUUGCCUUGAUAUUUUGAUGCUUCGCAUAUGCAACAGUUAUGAUCCUAUUCAUGAAACACUGACCUUCUCUGAUGGAUUGACGAUGAAUCGCGAUCAAGUUGAAUGCUGUGGUUUCGGACCACUCACAGAUUCCGUUUUCUAUUUUGCAAAACAUAUCAUGGCUCUGAAACUCGAUGACACAGAGACCUCGCUUUUAUGUGGAAUAUGCCUUAUCUGUCCCGACCGACCAGGAUUAGAAGAUCCAGAUAAAGUAGAAAAAUUGCAAGAAACGUUGCUCGAAGCGCUGAGAAUAUAUACCAGAUCAAACAAACCAAAGCAGCCACAAAUGUUUGCAAAAAUGCUGAUGAAAAUCACCGAUCUUAGAAGUAUAAGCAUGGAAGGUUCAGAACGCGUUGUAACUCUGAAGAACGAAGUCCCAAAUGGCGCUAUGCCACAAAUAUUCACAGAAAUGUUACAAAGAGAUGCAUAUUGAAGUUUGGCAAUCUGCUUGAUGUGCUACAAAAAUACAGAAUAAAGCAGCGAGAUCCAUCAAUCGUAGCUCUUCAACUCCACAGACACCAUUUAUUGACAAAAUUGAUUGAAACUGCUAGUUCCAACUCUCGAUGGCCAAGGGGCUGGUGCAUUCAUUUAAAAUAACGUCCAGUCCGAGGAUUAAGAAGCAAAAUUGAACGUAUAAGUUCGACUAUUCUUUGAUAGAUGUUGUAAAAGGAAAGCGUUAACGUGGAAAUAAAUUUACUCCAGCAUAAGUACUUGAGAAUUCGUACUCUGACACGUGGUUGGGUUGACGUUAUUUUACAAAUUUGUGUACUGUUGUGAUAUGGAAGGCCCUCCAGUACCCUCACCGAUUCUCCCCACCGAAAAAGUUCAAACGUACUUGGAUGCCGUUAUUGUAUCCAUUGUUCCGUCUUUCAGAUGCAAAAAUGGAAUAUCUCGUACUAAAUGACAAGACAGACAUUUACUAAGAAGGACUGAUUUGUUUUCUUACUCUUUCUUGCUACCGCCAAGCGGCUUUUUGUUCAGCAAUAUUUGAUGUAGAUUUCUAAUUAAUAUUAUUCUAGUUAUUUUUUAUUAUUAAAGCUUAAAUCGUAGUAAUUUUUGAACAUAUUCGUUCAGACGCUCGUAAGUUUUCUUUUCUUUUUUCUCUGCGCCGUUUCACAUAUCGCGUAAGGUAUUUAAGUGCAUUUUGUAGCAAGUUGAAUAAAUAUUAUGCUAACUAUGUAAUGACAGUCCAUUUCAUUUUUAUUCAGCAGUACAAUUUAUUUUGCAGCUUUCACUGUUGAGAAAGUUGUAAUUGUGGUGUAUAGAUGCAUUGGCCAACAACAUGUUAUUCUUCUUUUUGCCUUCAAAUCAGAAAUUGUUCUCUGAUUAAAUAUAAAUCUUUUUAUGAAACUCUAAUCUGGUUUAUACCAAGCUAAAAUACUGAAUUUAUUGAUGUUUCUAAUAUCGUGUCUUAUCCUUUGGUAUUACAAACAACUAUGGUGAUCUAGAGGGGACAUUUUUUUCUUUAUUUCUCUAUUUUAAGUCAGGAAACCCAAAUAAUUGAAUCAAAGUUUUUUUGCAAAUAAUAAUUAUCAUUUCGUGGUUCGCCGAGGAUAAAAUUCUCUUUUUUUUACUAUGUGCUUUAUUCGUUCGCAAUUUUAUUUUAUGUUAAUAUAUCGUGCACUGUUUGUAAAAUCGUUUUUCUUGUUACCAUUUUUCAGUAAUUUGAAUGAAAUAUUCAAUUCAAUUUUUUCCGACUUUCUCAUCAAUAACAUAAUUUUGACUACUUUGGCUAUGUUACAUGAUAAAAUUACUUCAAAAUGCCAGUAAAUUGACUAUAGAUUUAUAGAAGUGUGUCAAGUAGCUUGAUUUAUUUGACCAUUCACAAUGUGUUAUUAUUCUCACUUUAUGUUCCAGUGCUUUUUUUGCAAACGAUGUCAAUGAAAUGAUGCAACAAAUG
Messenger RNA from Styela clava, 2857 nucleotides. Its product is annotated as retinoic acid receptor beta-like. Gene Ontology annotation, cellular component: nucleus; transcription regulator complex. The record is from RefSeq and is a predicted model, not a curated record. Gene Ontology annotation, biological process: regulation of transcription by RNA polymerase II; retinoic acid receptor signaling pathway; cellular response to corticotropin-releasing hormone stimulus. Gene Ontology annotation, molecular function: nuclear receptor activity; RNA polymerase II cis-regulatory region sequence-specific DNA binding; zinc ion binding. Lineage: Eukaryota; Metazoa; Chordata; Ascidiacea; Stolidobranchia; Styelidae.